AUGGCAUCCUCAGAGGAGGACACCAGGCAGAAGGACAGAAGGAAGGAGAAAGAAAGAGUCAAGGAGCGAGACCGAAAGGAUCGCGAUCGAAAUGACAAGGUGAAAAGCACCAAAACCAGGAGUGGAACCACAAAAAGUGGUAGGAAGGCAGAUGAUGAUAGCGAAGAUGACAUCGAGAAGGAGAAGGAGAAGGAUAAGAUGGCCUUCCUGGCAGCCAUCAAAGGCCUGCGUGAAAAGGACAAGGCAAAAGAGAAGGCCCGGCGAAAAAAGAGCAAACAGCCUAGUUCCAGUCGCAGUCCCAGUGUUCGCAAGGAUCGCAAAAAGGACCCCAAGCGAAAGCGAGAGCAAAGCAGGUCCAGGGAUGAUUCAUCUGGUUCUCCGGAACCUGCGCCAAAGAAGGAGCUGAUUACUGCCUCCGGCUUUGGUGCACCCCUGGCGCUGCCGGUGACUAGCAUCGUGCCAGCAGCUGUGGGGGCCAGUGAUGUCAUUGGCGUUUUCUGCCGUUCUGCAGGAGCAGAUCAAAAUUCAGAGCAAGCGUUGAGAGCCUUGCCAGUACACCUACAACAACUGGUCAUGGCAGAAGGUUCCAUCGCGGGCUUGAACCCUUCCGCUGUUCUCUUGGGACGAAUACGGAAGGUUGAGAACAAUGCUGGAGCUGCCAACGCCGCAGCUGCCGCUGGAUUGCAUCGCCCACGGCCCGAGACUGUGGCUGCUGCGGCGGCCGGUGAUCCCGUGGCCAAGUUCUGCAUGCAGCAUGCCGUGGACUAUUCAGCGGAGAAUGCUCUCAGGGCUCUGCCGGUUGAGCUUCAGUGCAAGAUUCUGAACGAAGGGCCGCGUGGUCCCAAGUACUGUGGGCUCCGCGCUUCCAACCCCUCGGCCGUCCUCAUGAGUCGCAUUCGCAAGGCGCAGACCCUGUUGGCUGAGAUGAGACGUUUGGGGAAAGAAGGCAGCAGUGCAAAGCGAAGCGAGGCGUCGGAGGUGGCCGCGAGCGCCGGUGACGGCAGCUGUGAGCCAGCGUGCGCUGCAGAUCGAGGCAUUUGUGGGAAUGGCGUGUGCUUCUGCAAAGCACCCUAUUCCGGCGAGACCUGUGAGGUGGAAUUCAAGGAAGAGUACAUGCGCUUGGGUUACUUCACUGUCGUGGUGAUUCUCUCGUUGUCUGUGAUUGUGGGCUUUUUUGCUGCGGACAUCUUGUGGCGCAUCACGCGUCCGGUGGGGGGCCCAGAGCAAUGCCUUUGUUUGGGCGGAGAUUCCCGAAGCAUGGUGGAGCUUUGCCCUUUUUGUCAGGAGAGAGACCUGGCUUCCACAGGGAUGGGUCCUUCUUUCGAUGGCAAUCUGGCAAUCUGCAGCCAGGUCGAGAUGAACGGCGAUGGCAAGGUUGCGAAGAAGCCUCGCAUUGAAGAGUGCCUACCAAGAAUGAAUGUGGAGAAGUACAGAAGUUUUCAGACUUGGUACCAGAUUCCUUUUGAUGACAAAUGGCCAAAGCGAUCCUGGCCAGAAAAGCGGAUCAGCAAGGCCCCCCGGUGGUGCACCGUCGACCUACGCGAUGGGAACCAGGCUCUCAUCAACCCCAUGAACCACGAAAAGAAGUUGCGUCUAUUUCUACACUUGUUGAAACUGGGCUACAAGGAGAUCGAGGUUGGCUUUCCAGCAGCCAGCCAGACAGAUUUUGAUUUCAUCCGUUAUGUGAUUGACGAGGGCCUUAUUCCAGAUGAUGUUUGGAUCCAGGUCCUUACCCAAUGUAGAGAACCACUGAUCCUCCGCACCAUCGAAGGUGUCAAGGGAGCAAAGAAUGUGGUGAUACAUGUCUACAACUCCACCUCUGAGUUGCAGCGAAGAGUUGUCUUCAAGAAAGACCGGGAGGACAUCAAAAACUUGGCCCUGGAGAGCGUGAGGUUAGUCAAGAAACUUGUAGAUGAGCGCAUGAAGGGUACCAACGUUCGCUUGGAAUACUCACCUGAGAGUUUCACCGGAACGGAGUUGGACUUUGCCCUGGAUGUCUGCAAUGGUGUGGUUGAGGUGUGGGAACCCACUCCAGAGCAGCAGGUGAUUCUGAACUUGCCUGGUACUGUUGAGAUGGCCACUCCCAACGUAUAUGCGGACCAGAUUGAGUGGAUGUGCGCACACAUUGCAAAGCGUGACUCUGUGUGCAUCAGCGUUCACCCUCACAACGAUCGUGGCACUGGCAUCGCUGCGGCAGAGCUCGCCAUGAUGGCAGGCGCUGACAGAGUAGAGGGCUGCCUUUUUGGCAACGGCGAGCGAACUGGCAAUGUGUGCCUAGUGACAUUGGCCUUGAAUCUCUUCACCCAGGGCAUUGACCCAGAGGUGAGCUAUGUCGAGUUGGAGGAGACCAUCAAAGUUGCGGAGCACUGCACUGAGUUGAAAGUGCCCGAGCGCUAUCCUUGGGCUGGCAGCCUGGUCUACACCGCUUUCUCCGGUUCUCACCAGGAUGCCAUCAAGAAGGGAUUAGAGGCAAUCAAGACUGCCCAAGUUUGGGAGGUUCCGUACCUGCCCAUUGAUCCACAGGACAUCGGGCGGCACUACGAGGCGAUUAUUCGAGUCAACAGCCAAAGUGGCAAGGGUGGCAUCGCCUACAUUCUGGAGCAGGAGUAUGGCAUCGCCCUACCCAAGGAAUGCCAGGCGGAAUUCGCCCAGGUGGUGCAGAAGAUUUCUGACAAGACCAGCAAGGAGAUCUCAGCUCAGCAGAUCUACGAUGCCUUCACGCAGACCUACCUCGAUCCUCAGGAGCCCAUGGCUCUCUUGGACUAUGAGCUGUCGAACUCGUCAACGGCUGAAGAGGUGGUGUUGAAGGCUCGAGUUCGAGCAGCUGGCAAGGAGCACCAGGUCAAUGGACAGGGCAAUGGACCCGUCUCGGCCUUCGUUGCGGGUCUCAACAACACCGUCUUUUUGCCCCAGGGCAUGGCAGUGCACCUUUCAGACUAUCAUUCUGAAGCGCGCAGUCAUUGCCGCAACGCGGAAGGCUCCGAAGCGGUGGCCAGUGUCCGUUGUCAAGCGGUGGCCAAGAAGGAUCAGAUGAAAACCGGAAAGCCCAGAUUUGGCGUUGGUCUACACAGGAAUACCAACACGGCUGUGCUGAAAGCUGUGAUCAGCGCGAUCAAUUGCUUGUGCGCGGCUGGAGAUGCAAAACUCUUUGCAUAG
Messenger RNA from Cladocopium goreaui, 3156 nucleotides. NCBI's taxonomy places the organism in Eukaryota, Dinophyceae, Suessiales, Symbiodiniaceae. The record is from the annotation of a GenBank genome assembly.